Solanum verrucosum is the source of this 771-nucleotide messenger RNA. RefSeq lists its product as uncharacterized. The transcript is spliced from 2 exons. NCBI's taxonomy places the organism in Eukaryota, Viridiplantae, Streptophyta, Magnoliopsida, Solanales, Solanaceae. The record is from RefSeq and is a predicted model, not a curated record. Gene Ontology annotation, molecular function: zinc ion binding; nucleic acid binding. Bases 1 to 771 code for a protein of 256 amino acids.
AUGUUGGAGUUGGAAGUAAGGAGAGAGCUUAUGAUGGAAAGAGAAAUAGCAAUGUUUGGAGGAGAUAGAUUUGAUUCAUUCUUCAUGAAUCAGGUUGAUUCCAUGUUGUUUAAGGAAAAGAUGAGAAUGGGCAUCUCUGUUGUGUCUAGACAUGACAUGGAUCACAUCUCAGAGACUCGUUUUCGCCACCGUGCUGUGGAACCAAAUAUUUCAACAUUGAAUCAAAGUCCAAAGGCAAAGAUUUUACAAGUGCAACCCCCUAGAGUUAGCAAAAUCUUACUGGUUCGUCCUGACACGAUUUUCUCUGGAGAAAAAUGGAAAGCUAUAACUCUAAUUGAAGAGGUUGCUGACAAGCCUGCGAAAAAAGUGACCGAGUGGAAUUGUGAACUCUGUCAGGUAAGUACAACAAAUCAAGAUUGCUUGAAUGCCCACUUCCAAGGGAAAAAACACAAACUCAAGGAGGAGAACAAAAAUUGGAGCAGUGGUUUUUUACCAAAGAAAUCAAAAUUCAUCCAGCUUGUGGAGCGUCCUUGCGAUGAUCUGAUAUCAAGUCCAAACGUUAAUGAUCCACCAUCCUUGUUGAUAGAUAACAAUGCAGAUGACUUCAGAAACAACAAAGCUCAGGAAAAGCAAACCAAUAGGGAGUUCACGUUUUGGUGUGAGACAUGCAAAAUAGGGACCUUCUCUGAAAAGACGAUGGAGGCACAUAGGGUAGGAAAGAAGCAUGUUCGGCAUCUUCAACAACUUACUGGAAAAGACAAGCAGUGUUAA